AGACAGUCGGCGGCCUGCGGAGGACUUUUGCAAACACUUCCUCUCUGGACAAGGAGGAAUGCAGGAGGCCACCGCCUGCCAUACAGCUCGGAGUGCCGGAGGGAUGUGCCUGCGCCUGUGAAAGUGUGCCAAGAGGAUGAGGACCCAACCAAGCCCGGCAGUGCCCCGUCAAAGCAGAGAGGAGCCCCUGCCCCGGGUGCGGGCACAGCCGGUGGGCACCCCCGUGGCUCAGGGGACCCAGCCUCUCUACACCCACGGGAUGCGUCUGUUCUGGGGCCCCUCGAGGCCCUUCCUCGCCCUGCUUCUGCUGGUUUCCAUCAAGCAAGUUACAGGGUCCCUUCUUGAGGAGACCACUCGGAAGUGGGCUCAGUAUAAGAAGACAUGUCUUCAAGACUUGCACAAUGAACCUUCUGGCAUAUUUUGUAAUGGAACAUUCGAUCGGUAUGUGUGCUGGCCUCAUUCUUCUCCUGGAAAUGUCUCUGUUCCCUGUCCUUCGUACUUGCCUUGGUGGAAUGAAGAGAGCCCAGGAAGGGCCUACAGAUACUGCUCGGCUCAGGGGACUUGGCAGAAGCAAGAGAACGCCACAGAUAUUUGGCAGGAUGACUCAGAAUGCUCAGAGAACCACAGCCUCAAACAAAACGUGGAUCACCUUGCCUUGCUGUCCACCUUGCAGCUGAUGUACACCGUGGGCUACUCCCUCUCUCUCAUCUCCCUCUUCCUGGCUCUUACACUCUUCUUGUUCCUUCGGAAGCUGCACUGCACACGCAACUACAUCCACAUGAACCUGUUUGCCUCGUUCAUCCUGAGAGCGCUGGCCGUGCUGGUGAAGGAUGCCGUCUCCCACAGCUCUUACUCCAGGAGGCCUGACAGCGAGAGCGGGUGGCUGUCCUAUCUGUCCGAGAUGUCCGCCUCCUGCCGCUCCGUCCAGGUCCUCCUGCACUACUUUGUGGGCGCCAACCACUUGUGGCUGCUGGUUGAAGGACUUUACCUCCAUGCUCUGCUGGCGCCCACAGUGCUUCCUGAAAGGCGGCUGUGGCCCAGAUACCUGGUGGUGGGUUGGGCCUUCCCCAUGCUGUUUGUUGUUCCCUGGAGUUUUGCCCGCGCACACCUGGAGAACAUAGGGUGCUGGGCAACAAACGGGAAUAAGAAAAUCUGGUGGAUCAUCAGAGGACCCAUGCUGCUUUGUGUGACAGUUAAUUUCUUCAUCUUCCUCAAAAUUCUCAAGCUUCUCAUCUCUAAGCUCAAAGCCCAUCAGAUGUGCUUCAGAGACUAUAAAUACAGAUUGGCAAAGUCAACACUGCUCCUCAUUCCUUUGCUGGGGGUUCACGAGAUCCUCUUUUCUUUCGUCACCGAUGACCAAGUUCAAGGAUUUUCAAAGCUUAUUCGACUCUUCAUCCAACUGACAUUGAGCUCCUUCCAUGGAUUUCUGGUGGCCUUGCAGUACGGCUUUGCCAACGGAGAGGUGAAGGCGGAACUGCGCAAGUCCUGGGGCCGCUUCUUAUUAGCUCGCCACUGGGGCUGCAGAGCGUGUGUCCUGGGGAAGAACUUCCGGUUCCUGGGGAAAUGUUCCAAGAAGCUGUCGGAGGGAGACGGUGCCGGUGCCGAGACACUCCGGAAGCUGCGGUCCUCACCGUGCAGCUCUCGAUCGGCUUCUGGGACCCUGGGAGAUCGGGGGGCACAGCCUCACCGGGGCCAUGGAACUUGGCCCCGGGGAAUCAGCCUGUCUGAGAGCAGCGAUGGGGACUUCACCCUGGCCAAUACCGUGGAGGAGAUCCUGGAAGAGAGUGAGAUCUAAGGCCGCGUCCAUUGCCCCAGCUCUGUAACCGGGUACUCCUAGGAGGGAUGUUGUAGAGCCCAGGAUCAUCCUCCCAUCCGCUAUCCCCACUUUGAGGUGAAGUGUCUCCUGGGUCGUCAUGCUCUGUACAAAUGAGUCUGUGUAAUGUGCACUGUUCCUCCUGCCCUUGUCACUCUACUGCCCUCCCCUCGUCAGGCAUAUUUCCCAGAAUGUCCACUGGUCCCUGGGGCUUGCCCUAAAUCCAAGUGAGUGGAACCCACCACGAGAGAAGUCAUUUAUUAACUAGGGUCCAGCCAGUACUUCUUCCCCCCGCAUGGCACAUGGCCUCCUUCCGAGAAUGGGUGUAGGGUCCGCUGGAGCCCCACCGGAAGCUUUGAGGUGUUAAGUUCUGGGGAAUCAUGGGCAGCAUUCUAAGAGAGUGAGUCUGAGAUGAUGACCAAGAAUUGGAAGCAUUUGCCAAGCCCUUGAGGAAAUUCUGGGAGGUCCACCUUCGGCCAAACCUGGGCAGGAUGGAGGGAGUUGCUGCUCUGCAUUUGCUGCUCCCCUGGGAGGGUGUGGUCCCAUGCUGUCCCCAGACCCCUCUCCUCCCUGCUUCUCUUCUCUUCCCCUCCCAUUAAGUCUCAUCUCCCUUUCUCCAUCUCAGUUCUGUUUGGGGUUGAUGGAAGUUUAAAUGUCACACUACUGUAUGCGCUAGUUUCUGUUCUCACUGCUGUGGCCGAAAUACCUGGCAAGUAGCAAUUUAAGGGAGGGAGUGCUAUGUGGGAUCAUAUUUUGGGAGUACAGUCUGCCGUGGCCGUGAGAUGGGUCCCAAUGGGGCGGCUCAUGAGGCGGCUGGUCACUGGCCUAGUCAGUGUGUUUGUUGGUUUUUGUCAACUUGGCACAAACCUAAACCUCUCUGGGAAGAGGGACCCUUAACUGAGGACUUUCCUCCAUCAUUCUGUCCUGUAGGCAAGUCUGUAGGAGCAUUUUCUUGACUGAUGAUUGAAGUGGAAGGGCUCAGUUCACUGUGGGCGGUACCGUCCCUAGGCAGGUGGUCCUGGGUUGUGUAAGAAAGCAGAAUGAGUGAGCCAUGAUGAAGAAGCCAGUAAACCACUUGCUUCCAUGGUUCCUGCCAUUGCCUCUGCUUGAGAUCAUAUCCAGGCUUCACUCAGUGACAGGAAAGCCAAAUUAACCCUUUCCUCUCUUCCCAAACUACGACAGCAGUUGGUACGGGAGAGUGAGCUACUGCUGUGGCUAGCCUGGUCUUGCUGUUUUGGGGAGGACUAUAGAAGUGUUGGAAUUUCAGGCUGGAAAAGCCACUGAGUGCUCAAAACUUAGUGGGCCUUACUGUGAGAGCUGGGUAAUUAGAGUGUUGAGGGAAACACAGUCGAUGGAGGCUUGUGAGUUUUCAGAGGGAAGGGAAGACUCUGUUUUGGCUGUUUGAGCUUUUUUGAAUUUAGUCUGUAAUUUCUGGUCAGCUGGUGCUGAUGAAUCCACUCACUAAGAGAUCAAAAUCACUGAGACAGAAUCUUCUGGGAGGUGCCCUCGGGGUCAGGAGCUGUGGACUGAUGGGGAGGCAGCCAGGUUGUAAAUCAGGCUGGCAGCAAACCUGGGGGAACCAGGAAGUCAAACAGCAGAGAAAGAUGGAUUCUGGCGCUCUGCUCUCUUCUUCCGUUCUAUUCAGCUGGCUUGGGCCGUGCUGCCCGUGUUCAGCAUGGUCUUCCCUCUCAGUUAAGCCUCUCUGGAAAGGUCCUAAGGCACCAUGAAAGGUGCUUCUCCUGGGUGAUUCUAAAUCCAGGCACGCUGACAGUAAAGAUCCCACUGUCACCCGUUCGUUCUUUGGCCGCAGGUGUUGGGAACCUUUGGAAUGUUGCCAUUGGUCCUUGUCUUCUUCUUCCUGGUUCCACCUGCCCUCCUGAACUUUAGCAGCCUUGCUGGUUCUACAUCCCUAGGCUGAGAACCGCCCUUCCACACUUGGUUCCCCACUGAUCCUUCAAUAACCUGGCUUCCUUGGUCAAGGAUUCUUCUUCCUACAUAGGUGCUGAAAACCCAGGUGAUUGACUAGGACUCUGGCUGAGUGUGGACUUGCUAAGGGUGGCAUGAGAUGCCCAGGGCUCUACAUCUGCCAGGCUUAUUGGUACUUCAUGCCAAUGGGAAAUCAGUCAAGGUUGGUUUGUGGCUCAAUUACACAAACCACAAGAAGUGAGGAUGCAGGGUGAUGGGGGAGGGAGCUGUUUGUGCAAACAUUGUGCAGAUGGGGAGAAAGGCUGCUUUUUAGUGGGCAAGUGUAUGUGUCCAUGGUUGGGUAUGUGUCCAUGGUGGGGUAUGGGUCCAUGGUGGAGUAUGUGACAGAAAUACUGCCUUGACACUUCUCAAGCAAGGCUGUCAGGCUCCACAAAUGAAACUCAAGAUAUUCUGUUGUAUGUGAACCUCAGAUGAUAUCCACGGAUCAUCUCCUUACAUAAGUUUAUCCCAGGACAGAGUCCAUCUGCAGCUGGAGUCUGAUUGUGCAUUGCGGCUGCUCUCUUUGUGAGGAGAUUUUCAGGUAAGGCCAGGGCAAGGGUGAACCAUCUAAGCUGAUCAGUCGCUCUGGAAAUCUCAGUGAUGAGAUAAAUUUUAACUUUGUGUAACACUUAAAAGAAACCAAACCCACUAACUAUAGUCCACGGGCCACUUGUAAGGAUAAAGUUUGUUGGCACCAAGGCAGCAGCUGAAGCUCCCGGGUAUCAGCAUGGGUUUCAACUAUGAUCCUG
Molecule: messenger RNA, 4527 nt
Organism: Meriones unguiculatus (Mongolian gerbil)
Lineage: Eukaryota; Metazoa; Chordata; Mammalia; Rodentia; Muridae
Gene: Glp2r
Product: glucagon like peptide 2 receptor
Exons: 13
Coding region: 137-1795 (552 amino acids)
Biological process (GO): adenylate cyclase-modulating G protein-coupled receptor signaling pathway; cell surface receptor signaling pathway
Cellular component (GO): plasma membrane
Molecular function (GO): glucagon receptor activity; peptide hormone binding
Source: RefSeq, a predicted model, not a curated record